AUGUCAAUUAGUAAUCGAACUAAUAAUUAUGAACAACAUAAAAUUAUUUUUGCUGAUAGAAAUAGUAUAACACCAAAUGAAAAUGAUUUAUAUAUAAAACAAUUAUGGAUUGAUAUAUAUAAUGAAAAUUUAAAUGAAGGUGCUGUUCAAUCUAAUGGAACUAUUUUAUGGGAUUGUCCAUGUUUGGGUACACAAGCUAUUGGACCUUGUUCGAGUCAAUUUCGUGCUGCAUUUUCUUGUUAUCAAAAUAGUAACAAAGAACCAAAAGGUUCUGAAUGUAUGAUAGAAUUUAUGAAAAUGCAAAAUUGUUUUAUACAAUAUCCGAAAUUAUAUAACAAUAAUAAUAACAACAACCAUUCUAAUAAAAUCAAUGAAAAAGAAAUUGAAAUCAAAUCGAAUAUGACACAAAUGAAUCAUCCAGAAGCACGACGUCAACGUAUGAAUGAAGCAAGAAAAACAAAAGAAUGA
Molecule: messenger RNA, 468 nt
Organism: Rotaria sordida
Lineage: Eukaryota; Metazoa; Rotifera; Eurotatoria; Philodinida; Philodinidae
Source: the annotation of a GenBank genome assembly